Molecule: messenger RNA, 1762 nt
Organism: Podarcis raffonei (Aeolian wall lizard)
Lineage: Eukaryota; Metazoa; Chordata; Lepidosauria; Squamata; Lacertidae
Product: aldo-keto reductase family 1 member B7-like
Exons: 10
Coding region: 97-1038 (313 amino acids)
Cellular component (GO): cytosol
Molecular function (GO): aldose reductase (NADPH) activity
Source: RefSeq, a predicted model, not a curated record
CGAGCCGGGGCGGAGCCAGGCUGGUCACGGGGAAGAGAAACCCGCACAGCUGCGGCUUGUUCCCGGGGGAAGGAAGAGGCUCCGAGGGCGAGAGCCAUGGCUGCGUUCGUGGAGCUGAGCACCAAGGCGAGGAUGCCCCUCUUCGGGCUGGGCACUUGGCAGGCACCUGUUGGAAAAGUAGGCGAAGCCGUUAAAUGUGCCAUUGACCUCGGAUACCGCCACUUCGACUGCGCCCACUAUUACAAGAAUGAGGAUGAGAUUGGGAGUGCCCUCCAGCAGAAAAUCAAGGAAGGGGCUGUGAAACGGGAAGAACUUUUCAUCGUUAGCAAGCUGUGGUGCACUUUCCAUGAGAAGCACUUGGUGAAGAAAUCAUGCCAGGAUUCGGUCUCUGCGCUGAAGCUGGACUACUUGGACCUCUAUCUCAUGCACUUUCCCAUGGGAUUCAAGGCCGGAGAGGAUUUAGUUCCCCGUGACGAGAAGGGUAUGGUCAUCCCCAGCAACACGGAUUAUCUGGGCACUUGGGAGGCAAUGGAGGAACUGGUGGAUUGUGGGCUGGUGAAAGCCAUUGGGAUCUCCAAUUUCAACCACUAUCAGAUCGAGAAGCUCUUGCAGAAACCUGGCCUGAAGCACAAGCCCGUCAACCACCAGAUUGAGUGCCACCCAUACCUUACCCAGGAGAAGCUGAUCCAUUACUGCCAAUCCAAAGGGAUCUCUGUGACGGCUUACCGACCUUUUGGUGCCCAUACUCUCAAGCCUGGGGACCCUAUCCUGUUGGAGGACCCAACGGUUAAAGAGAUUGCUACAAGGCACAAGAAGAGCGUCGCGCAGGUUCUGAUCAGGUUUCACAUCCAGAGGAACGUGGCUGUCAUUCCCAAGUCAGAAAAACCACACCGCCUGGAAGAGAAUUUUAAGGUCUUUGACUUUGAAUUGACUAAAGAAGAGAUGGCGACUCUCCUCAGCCUGAACAAGAACUGGAGAGAUUGUGUGAUGGCUCAUUCUGUCAAUCACAAAGACUACCCCUUCAAAGCCGAUUACUAAGAACCGAAGCUGCUCCAGAUGUAGAAUUAUUGCCUUUGGGACUCCUGCGUCGUGAAGCUCUAGUGCAGGUACCUAUUCUUAGCCAACCACUUUGGGUCUUUCAUCCGAAAGAAGAGGUGAAAUGUUCAGGCCAAGUGGAAUGAACAACCAGAAGACUCCACAGAAGCAACACAAGUGGAUGAUGUUGUAAAAGGCUACCUUCCUCAUCUCUCUCUCCCCAUCUACUGAAGUUGGCCAAGUAUUGAGGGUUGAUCAAGGACACUGCUAGAGGGUUCUUGUUGGCUGUGAUGGUUUUGCAACAUCACUCGUAUUGGGUGAACCCACCGGCAAGUGGGCUUGAGAGAAAAGCUUGGUUUAUUCUGGGGAUGGGGAACCUGUGGCCUUCCAGAUGUUGUUGGGACUCCCAUGAGCCCCACACAGCACAGCCAGCACUCAGGGGCUAUGGGAGUUGUAGUCCAAACAGCAUCCAGAGAGCCAUAGGCUCCCCCACCUGAUUUAUUUGAACCAGUUUGUGAACAUGAGGGGAGAAGGAGUAGUUUUCUUCUCCAGUUCAGAUUAAAAUCUGAGCCAGAGAAGAAUUUUUGGGUCCUAAUGCUUGCCUUACAUUUAAGGGUAAGUAUGCACCACCCAGUUGUGCAUUCUGGGCCAAUGAAAUCCAAACACCUUACCUGUUUUGUUACUGAGUGGUGUGUACCUUUUGGAAAUAAUAAAAAUGAUUCCCACA